AAAUGACGAGAGGUUUCAGUGGGCUGUGGUGCAACGUCAGUAACCUAAAUUCCAGCAGGAGAGGAUUGCAGCCUGAGCCCGGGAGCGGCAGUGGGUGAUCGGAUCGUGGGGAGCAGCCAGCCGCCGACCAUGGGGAAGAUCGAGUGGGCCAUGUGGGCAAACGAGCAGGCAUUAGCCGCCGGCCUCAUUCUGUUGAUCGGCGGUGUAGUGGGAGUGGCCGGGCAGUUUAAAGGCUGGGAGUUUGCAGCGUAUGGCAUUGCUGCAGGAGUUUUCGUAAUGUUACUGGAAUAUCCCAGAGGGAAGAGGAGGAAGGGCACGACCAUGGAGAGACCGGGUCAGCGCUUUCUGGCAGCUGUUGUCAGUUUGUUUGGACCUUUGACCCGGAAUUACUACAUCCGUGCUAUUCUCCAUGCAUGCGUCGCUGUGCCUGGAGGAUUUAUAUUACCCACGGUUCUGGGCACUGUAAACCUUGGCAUUGCCAGUCUCAUUUAUCUUCUUGCUGCUGUACGAAAAGAGGAAUGGAGCCCCAUCCAGUCACAACAGUCUAAAAAUUUACAGGCUGGAAAAAGUAUUCAUCAGCCGCCCACAAACCCUCCACCUCGGCCACCUGUUGACCAGCGAAGGAAACUAGUGGAUGAUGCAGCAGCUGCAACUGUCUACGGUGGUGCCACAUCAACUCUCAACUGAGAUUCUUUCCAUCCAUGGAGUUACUACUGUAAUGGCUAUGCUGUUUUUUAAAUGAUCUUAUUGUAAGGCACUGUAAAUUUAAGGAGCUAUGUAAGAUCAAAUUGUGAUGAAAAGAAAUAAGAACUGAUGUUUUUCUGCUAUGCUUUUUUUUUACAUUUGAAUUGAUUUGUUACAAUGAGAAUAAUGUGUUCUUAUUCAUCAAAUGUUACUCUUUGUAGAAUACUGUUACCUAAAAUGUUCCUGUUGUUUUAUCUAGAGUGUACUUACAAAUAUUUUUACAGUAUUUUGAGUCAGUUCCUCAUAAAAUACUAAUAAAGCAAUUGAUUUAUAGAUGU
This is a messenger RNA of Pristis pectinata (smalltooth sawfish), 1022 nucleotides long. RefSeq names its product cytochrome b-245 light chain (gene cyba). Bases 130 to 687 code for a protein of 185 amino acids. The transcript has 6 exons. Gene Ontology annotation, cellular component: NADPH oxidase complex. Gene Ontology annotation, biological process: superoxide anion generation. Gene Ontology annotation, molecular function: heme binding. The record is from RefSeq and is a predicted model, not a curated record. NCBI's taxonomy places the organism in Eukaryota, Metazoa, Chordata, Chondrichthyes, Rhinopristiformes, Pristidae.